This is a messenger RNA of Paramecium sonneborni, 399 nucleotides long. NCBI's taxonomy places the organism in Eukaryota, Ciliophora, Oligohymenophorea, Peniculida, Parameciidae. The record is from the annotation of a GenBank genome assembly.
AUGAACAAAGAGAAAUCUAAAAAUCAAUUUGCACCUCCUUUGUUUCUAAUCAAUUUUGCUAAAAACUAUAAAGUAUGUAAAUUUGGAACUCUUUUUUAGGAAUUAUAAAUUCGAUUAUAAAAUGCCAAUUAAUAUCAAAUGAGAUUAGAUGAACUUAUUAAUUGUGGGGCACAAGAAAAAUUAAAUUUAUAUGAUUCCUUAUUAGAUCAAUAUUCUAAAUCUGUAGAAAGUGUAUAAAAAUAUAGAUAACUCCUAAUCAAAGACAUUCUUGACAAACUCAAAGAAUUAGAUAAAAUUCAUUCAAAAAGUAUUAUUGAUUUGAAGUAUCUUUCAUAAAGAGUCUAAGAAUUAAAAAAUAAAAAAGAUAGAAGAAUGUAAAAUGAAUACUACAAUGAAUGA